Molecule: messenger RNA, 1222 nt
Organism: Siniperca chuatsi (mandarin fish)
Lineage: Eukaryota; Metazoa; Chordata; Actinopteri; Centrarchiformes; Sinipercidae
Gene: rnaseh2b
Product: ribonuclease H2, subunit B
Exons: 11
Coding region: 243-1163 (306 amino acids)
Biological process (GO): RNA catabolic process; ribonucleotide metabolic process
Cellular component (GO): ribonuclease H2 complex; nucleoplasm
Source: RefSeq, a predicted model, not a curated record
AAAAAAGCAUAAGAUGGGAAUGAGAUGACAGCGCAAUAAUAAACGUCUUGUUUUCCCCUGUGUGUCAAACGCAGGAAGUGCACAGACAGAGAGAGGCGCCUUUUCUGAGCUCAUGUCGUCAGGCCAACAUUAGCUAUCACAUCCAGUAGGCCGACACUGGUUUAAGCCCAAAUAAGCAUUCAUUUUAUAUCAAAAGCAAACCACGUCACCAGAAAUUCACCCGUUAAGCUGAAUUAUACAACAUGGCUACUAAAAAGAAGCGAACUCUUAAUGUACAAAAUGACAGUUGGGUUGUCAUUGCCGCAGACUCUGUCAUGGACAGACACAAGCACGAGAGUGACCCAGCUUUUGUGCGACUAAGGAAUCCAUCUACAGAUGUGGCAUCUCUGUAUAUGCUGAGUAGUGAUGAUGUACAGCUUUUUGAGGUCAAAGCAUUUGAAGAAGAUUUCCACUCCUGGUUUGUUGGCCAGACUGUGCAGAGAGAUGGGAGACUUCUCUUUGUAACACUAAUGGAUCCUCUUUAUCUGAUUUUGCCCUAUUUGAUUAAAUCUGGCAGAGAGGGGAAGUUCCAGCCUGUGGAUCAAGUUGUUAUGGAUGAGGAAUUCCCAGCUUGCUCAAGGCUGCUGAGCUGCACACGUUCCCUGGCCUCCCUGCACCACAUUGCCGAGGAAAAAGAGGUGGGAAAACUGAAGUACCAUCGAUACAGUCAAGAGAAGACGAUGAACUGGUUGAAGAAAAAGGUGGAGAGGACAGUCAUUGCGCUCAAAGCGAGAAAUAUCUCUGUAGGAGAAGGAGUGAAAUCCUCAACAUACGUCAGAGUGAAGUCAGAGUCAGACUACGAUGAGGAGGACUACCUACGUUAUGCCCAUGGCCUGAUAUCAGAGUACAUCAGUGAAGACCUGAGCAAAGCCCUCCUCAAACACUUGAAGUUACCAGAGCUCACAAGCCCAAAGGAGACAGAACCUCCUUCCAAAAAGCGGAAACUUUCAGACAAACCGGUGGAGGCUGGAGAGGACUACACUAAAUUCAACAGUGCAGACUUUGUGCGGAAACCGCUCAAGAAGAUGACUGCUGCUCAGAAAACUCUGGCUAAGGUAGACAAGACUGGCAUGAAGACUAUGUCAUCCUUCUUCAGCCCCAAGGUCAAAGCAGAAAAGAAAUGAAUGUUGUAUAGUUUCUGGUUUUGUAUGUGAUGCAUUUGUAAUAAAGAAAAGAAAAUGUA